CGAUAGCAUAACGCGAGCAGACACCACUUAUAGUACUCUACAAUCCCUCGGCCAUAUUACAUUGGUUAAUUUCACCAAUCAAUACCGCAUGAGUGAUAGGUUAAACGAGGCCGAAGGAGUUAUCAGACGAGAGAUUGGAGAUAUAGAGCAUUGUAAUAGCCAGGAGAGUGCUGUGUGGAUAAUAAACACUCACACAUUGUCAAGAUUAUGUCAUGCCGAAGGUCGGUGGGGGGAGGCGGAAGAGUUGUUUACGCAAGUAGUGAAGACCUCCAAGAAAGUGUUUGGUGAGACGCAUCCACAUACGCUGACUGGCAUUUCAAACCUGGCAUCAACUUACAGGGAUCAAGGGAGGUGGAAGGAGACGGAAGAGCUUGAGGCGCAUGUGAUGGAAACAAGAAAGAGAGUACUUGGGGAGGAGCACCCUUCUACGCUAAUCAGUAUGGACAACUUGGCGUCGAUGAUUCGGGAGAGAGGGCGGGGGAAGGAGGCGGAAGGGCUCUUUAUGCAAGCGAUGGAAACGAGAAGGAGGAUAUUUGGGGAGGAGCAUCGUUGGACACUGAUUAGCAUGGGUAAUCUAGCCUUGACAUAUAAGCAUCAGGGGCGAUGGCAGGAAGCCGAAAAGCUGGAGGUCCAGGCCAUGGAGACAGGAAUGAGGGUGUUAGGUAAGGAGCAUCCAGACCUGCUCACGUGCGUGAACAACCUAGCUUUGACGUACAACAAUUAUGGGAGGUGGAAGGAGGCUGAAAAGCUAUUGGCGGAACUCUUAGGGACCAGAAAAAUGCUGUUUGGAGAGAAGCACCCUUCUACCCUGACUAGUAUGAAUAACCUAGCGUUAAUAUAUAGCAACCGAGGUCGGUGGAAGGAGGCUGAAGAGAUGAGGGUGCAAGUAAUGGAAAUCAGAACAAAGCUGUUUGGAGAGGAGCAUCCCGAUACACUGACCAGCAUGGGCAACUUGGCCUCAACAUUCUUGAAGCAGGGGAGGUGGAAGGAUGCUGAAGGGUUGUUCGCGCAAGUAAUGCAGACGAGGAAGAGGGUACUCGGUGAUGAGCAUCCUAACACACUGACCAGCAUGGGCAACCUAGCCUCGGCAUAUAGAGAUCAGGGGCUAUGGAAGGAAGCCGAAAAACUGGAGGACCAAGCUAUGGAGACAAGAAUGAGGGUGUUCGGUAAGGAGCAUCCAGACACACUUGCGUGCAUGAGCAACCUAGCAAUCACGUUUUGGAAUCAAGGGCGGUGGAAGGAGGCCGAAGAGCUUGGGGAGCAAGUAGUGGAGAUAAGAAAGAGGGUACUUGGUGAGGAGCAUCCUGACACUUUAGUCAGCAUGGGCAACUUAGCAUCGACGUUUUGGAAACAAAGACGGUGGAAGGAAGCAGAAAAGCUUGAGGUGCAGGUGAUGGAGAUUUCCACCAGAGUGCUUGGCAAGGAGCAUCCUGACACACUCGUCAGUAUGGGCAACCUAGCUUCGACAUACAGGAAUCAAAGACGGUGGAAAGAGGCAGAAAAGCUGGAGGUCCAAGUGAUGGAAACAUCCAUAAGGACGCUUGGAGCCGGGCAUCCAUCUACAGUAACCAGCAUCCACAACCUAGCAUCGACAUAUAGGAAUCAAGGGCGGUGGAAUGAGGCCAAAGAGCUGCUGGUGAAAGUUACAGAAGCGAUGAAGAGGCGUCCGGGUAGGAGCAUUGCUCAACGCUGACUAGAAUAGCUAACUCCCAUUUACAUUGAAGCCUGGCUCUGGCCACGCCGAU
This is a messenger RNA of Lindgomyces ingoldianus, 1745 nucleotides long. RefSeq names its product kinesin light chain. Gene Ontology annotation, molecular function: protein binding. The record is from RefSeq and is a predicted model, not a curated record. NCBI's taxonomy places the organism in Eukaryota, Fungi, Ascomycota, Dothideomycetes, Pleosporales, Lindgomycetaceae. The transcript has a single exon. Gene Ontology annotation, cellular component: kinesin complex. The coding region runs from base 89 to 1693 and encodes 534 amino acids.